AACCAACAAUGAGGAGUAUUAUUUUGGUGUUGGCACUCGCUUUGGCGGCUGUCUCAGCCCUGCAACUGGAGGCGCCGAUUGAGCAGGAUGUUUCCCUGCAGGAGCUGACCAAGAAGCUGGGUCUCGAACUGAACCUAGACUUCGAUUUGAAUCUGGGCUUCAACCUGGAGGAGGAGCUGUCCGAGGAGGGCAACGUGGACGUGGACGAGUUCUCCUUCCUGAACAGCAUAGUGCGCCUGCUCAUCGCCGAAUCGAAGGCUCUGGCCAAGGACAUCAUCCUGCUGACGGAGCGCCAGCUGCUGAAGAUCUUCCUGUGGCCGAUUAGGGAGCUGGAGAAGCUGGCGGACGACAUCGAGCAGCGGGCAUUGGAUGUGGGCGAUUGUGCUGUCAAUGUGACCACCAGUUCCGCCGAAUUGGUGGCGUCCACCACUUUGGACUUCCUGGGCUGCGCACGCAAUGCCGCCCUCACGUCGAUCAAUCUGGUGCUGGACACCAAGAAGGCGGUACUCCAACUGACCGUCGACGGCUAUCAGCUGUACCAACUGAGGAAGGAAUGCCAGGGCUACAAGGACAACAGCAUCCGCAAGAAGACAUGCAAGACCAAGCUCAGCGUCAAGAGCUUGCUGUACAUCGCCAAUGGACAGGCUUCGCUGCGCCACCUAAUCAGGCUCCGCAAGAGCGUUCCCGCCGUGGCCACCGAUGCGACCAGCUGCACCACCAAGUCCACGGAGAACGCCAUCCGCGUAUUCGAUGAGCUCAACGCCGCCAUCGAUGCCUGUGCCGCCAUUUUUUAAGUGAAGAAAAUUGACAUUGCCAAUUGAUUAUUGAUUAAAAUGUGAAAUGCAUGCAACUUGGUUUUGUUUUGGUUUUUGAGUUAUUACUUUUAUUUAAAUUUGGUUUCAUUAUCGUUCAUCUUUUUUAAAUACAAUAAAUAAACAUUUAAACUAUUUAGUGGUAUGUAUAUAUAUGUAUAUAUAUAAAUCGUUUGUUUUUUUGUUAAAUAUUUUAAAUAAGUGUAUAUAUAUUGUAUUUCAUGGGGUCUUCGCCAUUUCCAUUCGUUCUUCGCUCAUCAACUCUUGCCUCGAUUACAUACAUACAUAAUUGUUCUCGUUCUUCGUAUUCCGCACCAAAACUUCUGCAUAUUCGGAAUUUUGGUUUUUAGUUUUUAAAGAAACUUGGUUUGUUUUGGUUUGGUUUGGUUUGGUUUGUUAUAUAAGUAAAUUGCUGUGUUCGGGCUUGCGGUCGUCAAAUGUCUCCUAUAUAUUUGUAUAUAUAAAUAUAUAUGUAUACAUAUAUAUGUAUAUAUAUACUAUAUAUUCACAUACAUAUCGUACUAUAUACCACACACACUUGCGUGUAAGUAAAAGUAGCUUGUUGCAUAAAUACUAAUGUAUAAAUUGUCGGUUUUUGGUUUCUAUUCUCUACUCAAGUAUGAUCCCACAUACAAAUACAACUAGGUUUUGCAUGUACUGGUAUAUCUGUAUAUGUAUAUGUGUAUGUGUGUGUGUGUGUGUGUUGGUGUGUUGUUGUGUGAGUGUCGGCUGUACAUAUGUAGAAUGUAUGUACCAUUAUCAAUAAUUAGUUAAACUGUAGCUAGUAUAUGUAUUUGCCAUAUGUUGCUCAACAACUUCUUGUACCUCCCACAUUUUACGAUUAUUUUAUUGGAGUUUUUCCUUUUCAUUUUCGAUUGCAGUUUUCUCGUGAUUUUCAAUUAUAUAUGUAUGUUUGUUGUUUUUUUUUUUUCUCAUUAGUCACAGAUGUUUUUAGGCGCGCUUGUAUGCUUUAAUGAAUUCAGCGUGUGUUGUAUAUUAUUAAUAAUUCAAUUUUAUAUGGUAGAAAAUAAAAUAUAAGUAAAAGGCAAUUUCUUAGUAUUUUUCAAUUUUUGUUUGUUUUUCUUCUGAAAAAAUUUGUGCUUAAUUUUGUAGAGAUUUUCUUUCAUUGCCCGCAUUCUAUUCGUUUAAAACAAAAAAAAUGUUAAGAUAUUUUUUAGUUUAGGUUUUCGUGUGUUUUUUUUUAUUUGUUUAAUUUUUAUAAUGUAUAAUAUUUAGUUCAAUAAAUUCGUUACGACACAUGGACUAAGACACAGCAAAAAAUAUUCAUGCUUAAUUUAGAUUCAGUUUGUGUGUUUUUUUUUUUUGUUUUUUCCUAUUUUUGUAUUUUUCGUAUCCAUCUCCCAUUUGAUUUGGUUUAGUUGGUAGAUCGUUUCGCGGUAUUAUGGUUUCAAUUGCAUACUAUUCUUCACUUUUCGCGUCCUAAAUGCGCUUGUAAAUAUUUGUCAAUAAUAAAUGAUGAAACAGCUUAAGAACUCGAGUUUUGUUUUUUUUUCAAUGUCUGUUAUUUUGUUUUGCGAAUUUUUGCAAGACACCUACCAGUAUGUACCUAGUUUACUGCCAGCUUCCAAAUUUGUUGUUAUUUUCGAAAUUCAUUGCUUUUUUGGGGCUAAACGUUCAACGGUUUUACGCUCACUGAUAACAUCCAAUUGGUAGUUGGUAAUCGUUAAUUGGUAAUCGGUAAUUGGUAAUUGGUAAUUGGUAAUUGGUAAUUGGUAAUUGGUAAUCGGUAUCGGUAAUUUAUAGAUAAUUUCGUAUGCUCCGUAUUCUCGUAUGCGGUAUUCGGUUUUGAUAUGUUCGCUUCAAAUGCGUGUCAUGAAAAUACAUUUGCUUUGCUGAUUCUGCAAUACAACUCCGUUUAAUAAAAAUAUACAGUAGAACCAGGCUACUACAUAAGUACAUAGUUAAUUUGUUAUCUAUAUGUAUGUCGUCUGUUGACUAAAUUGGGCAAAUACUUUUAUUUAUAUUUGAAUUUGUCAUUGGGCGUUGUGAUUCCGUAUUCGUUCGUUAGUGCAAAAACUUCAUUUUCGAAACUGCAUUUCAUCUUCGAUUUUCCAUAUCCAUUUUCUACCGUUUUGGUUUUUCUUUUUUUCAAUAUUAUUAUUACAAUAGUGUGGCCAAAGCUUAUUGUCGGAAGCGUUAUGCAUUUUAGGUUUAGUUUUUCAUCAUUUAUUCGGUUUUCUAGCUUUUUUUUUCAUGUUUUGUAAAAAUAUUUUCGUUACUCGUCAAUUUCGUGUUGGAAUAAUGAGACUUUCAAAUGAGAUGGGAAAAACUUAAACGCAAAAUGUAAAUGUUUUCGAGAUUUUGUGGUUUUUGGAAAACAUGGUAAGGCUAUUUUCGUAGUGUUGUUUGCUGUCAUUUCCACUGCACUUUGAGUUAUUUGCGUUUUGAAAAAUGAAUAUUUCAUUUUGGUUCUUUGCUUACAUUAGUCACUAAUAUUUAUAUUUGUUGUAUAUAUUUUUUCUUUGAUAAAUGUAUAUAAAUUUUUUGUUCUGGUUUUCUUUUGGCGUAACUUUGUGUGAGCUGUGAUUUUUUUUUUUGGUUUUCUUUUUUUUUUUGGUUUUUUUUAAAUCUGCCCAUUCUUGCUUUUUCGUAAAGAAAAUGUUUAAAAAAAAUGUUUAACAAACAGUUCAAUAGGCUUUACACGAAAAAUGAUGUGGCAUUUACUUAUACGUUAUAUAAAUCAAUUGUAAAAUAUAUAUAUUCAUAUACUCGCUUGUUUGAUCUAUGUUAGUUUUGUUGUAUAAUUAAAUAUUGCAUUUGGUUUCGUUGAACGUCUGGACAAUUUUUCAUCUUCGCCGAUUCGUCGAUUUUUUUUUUGUUGGUUUUCCCCCGAUUUUGCAUCUACUUAGUGACAUAAAGUUACAACUAGUAAUAGUAUAUAGCUGUACGUAUUUAAAUAUGAGUGUUUCAUUUCCUUUCUUCAUAUUUUUCUCCUUUGUUUCUGUUCCUUGUGUCGUGAUUUUUGGCCCAAGGACUCGGGGAUUUUUUUGCCCUGCUAAGUAUGCUACAGAAAUGUUCGAAUAAACGAAUAAGGAUCGAAUACAAAUAUUCACUCGCCGAUUGAACGCUAGUUCCUAUAAACCAUUUAUCAUAAUAUCUUUUGUUGUUCUAGUUUGUUUCUAUCCCUUUGACGAAAACCAUUCCUUGCUUUUGUUUUAUAUAAUUUACAAAAAUUUUGAUUUCAGUACCUGAUUGCAAUGGGUUUUUUCGUUUUUCGUUAAUUAUUUUUUUUUUGUUUUUUUUAUUUUUCUUUUUGGUUUUUGGUUUUGCUUAAAAAAAAUACAGACACUUGUAAUUGUUGUUGUUGUUGUUGUUGUUGCUUGCUUUAGACAUAAUUUGAGAUACAAUUCAUAUGUAUACAUAUAGGUAUAUAUUUUGUUCUAGUUUCAUAUUUAGGCCAUAAUUUGUGUUUUGGUUUGAAUACGAAAACGCUUUCAAAAAUUCUACAGGACAUCGUAACUUUCUCCCUCCGCCGCUUGCUUGUUGUAAACUUUAAUAUGUAAAUACACACAAUUAGCUAUGUUUAUGUUUAAAUAUUUGGUUUCCGCUACACUAACGCUUUUGGAACCCAAUGAGCAAAAGUAUCUAAGACAUAACCUGCGUUCUGGAAAAUUGUUUCGCAUUUCUACAUCCGUUUUAGCACUACAAUACAAUUGGUUUCGGUUAUUGUUGCUUUGUAAAUAUAGUCGAUAUAUGUGUAUAAUUAUGAUCAUUGGUUACAAGUACAAGACAUUAAAGGAGGGCACACGAAUCGAAUUUCCUAACAAUUGUUAUUCCUAUUUUCUCAGAGUGUCUAAGGGUUCAAGUGCGACCGAGUUGGCUGAGAUCGAAGUGAAGAAUUUGGGAAUUGGUCUAAUUUGUUAGCCCUUUUUGUUCGUUCACAACCAUGUAAAGAAGUUGGAGGGGAAGCGAGAGGACCAAGAUAAAAGAUCCUUAAAAGCCAAACGAAAAAAGCCUCUAGGGUGCUACACUCGAAAAAAUCAACCCAGAAUGGAAUAAUUCAAAAGUGUAGUUUCCUUUCUCAAGAAUUGAAUACACACAAAUCCUACUUAACAAUGAUAUUCAAACAAUUUGACUUUAGAUUCUAGGACGCCGUAGCUGUGCUGAUUUUUUAAAAAGGUUUUCGAGUGUGUAAAGAGCUAAUAAAAAAUGUUUCGAAAUUAUUUGGAAACCGACAUAAUUUUCCAAUAAUUUGUAUAUCCCCGCAAUUCGUGAACUAUUCGCUGAAUAUAAAGGAGAAGAUUGGAAGUAUGGGCUUUAUACUUUUGUGGAUUUCUGGCAAGGAUUCUCUAGAUGUGUGUGUUGUCGAGUGUAAGUGUGUGUUGACUGAGUUCUUGAAUUUUAUUGCUGUUUACGAUUAAAGUAGUAUCUUGAUUCUAGAUUCUCGAUUCUGUCAAUUGUUAUUGCUUGUGUAAUUGUAAUUGUAAUUGGUAAUUGGUAAUUUGUAAUUGGUAAUUAGUAAUUUGUAAUUGUAAUUGUUUCGCUCCCAUCAAUUUUCUUCGUUAAAUUAAGAAUGAAAACUCAAGCUUUUGUUCUCAAGGUUCAGGUAAUCAAUUUCUAGUCUUAUCUGUUGCACUGAGUAGUCUGCGAUUUUCCUCAUUUUCAUUUGCAAUUUCAAGUUCUUGUUUUUGUUGUUAUACUCUUUGAAGGUAUGUAUACAUAUAUAGGCAUAUGUGUGUGUGUAUAUAUAAUUUGUCAAAUUUGUUACGUCAUUAGUUGGAUAUAAUAAUUGGAACUAUAAAUAUACAUAAGUACGCAUUCGUUCGUGUCAAAAUGAGAACUCAGAACGAUCAACAGAUGAUAAUGGAACCCAGAUUCGGUUCGAUGCUUAUAGAUAAUGUCUUGAGUUGAGUUUGUAGUUGGUAGUUGUUGGUAGUUCGAGUUGAAUUGCUGCAAACUAUAGGAUAAGUUGUAGGUUGUAGUAUUAGAUUCAGUUGCAGUUUUCAAGUUUAGUAAGUUUAGGUAAAUUUGUGGCUGGAUGAAACAGGUUGUUUUGCGUGAGUUGAAUAGGUUUUUGCUUAGGUUGUUUAGCUUAUUUUGGAGUUGUCAAAAGGAUAACUUUCAAUAGCUUUCCCAUCUUAUUGUAGUUUGUCAAUGUUUUUCGGUUUUUCGGUUUUUUAGUUUUUUAGGCUUUUUGGUUUUUUUUUUUCCUUUUGGCUGCUGCAGUGCUAAAGUUAACUCUUAAGUUUUCCGUUUUUAUCAUCGAAGCUUUGAUUUACGUCUCAAUUGCUUUUGGUUUUACUAUAGUUUUGGUCAAGCGGUUUCGAUCAAUUGUUUCUAUCAUUUUGUUGUUUGCUUAAUUGAUUCAAAGGGAAGACAUAACAUUCUAGAAAAAGGUUCCUAACUGAUUUCGGUUUCUCGUAUCCUCGUAAAUAUAUAUAAGUGUAUAUAUUGUAUAUAUUUUGUUCUGAGUAUAAUUUAAAGCAUUCUUAUGUAGUUAAGUAUAUAUAUAUAUAUAUAUUUUUUUUUUACGCGUUUUCUCCCAUUUUUUUUUUCUUGAUGUGUAAAUAUCAAUAAACGUUUUCUACAAUAAGACAUUACAUAUUUCUUGGUGCCACUAUAUUAUAUAGUCAUACGUAUGUAUAUAUAUAAAUAUCCAAGUGAGUGGGUGUGUGUGUGAAGCUGGCCGAAGGACCCCCACCUACUCCUUCGUCCUUCGGCCUAGGCAGAAAGUAUUCCCCAUUCGAAGAGGGGCGUGUUCGAUAAUUACUGGGCCAGUGUUUGGAGGGUGCUAAAGUGCCUGUGUCUUUGUCUGUGUCUGUGCCUUAGGAGCUUGUUUAGGAGCCCUAUGUUUAGAAACUUUUGUACCAGGCCUUCGAAGACUCGAAAACUCGAAAUUUCGAAAUCUCGAACUCGUUUGAACGAACCCUUGGGAAAGGACUUUCAACAUUUUCGUGUAAAAAGCACAACGAAACAAAUGUUUGUUCUACCCACAUUCUGCUUGCAUAUUGUGUUUUCUUUUUGUUGUUGUUUUAGGAAUGACACGCCCUUAACUUACAUAUCCAUAUAUAAUAUAAUAUAUUUUCAUAUAUAAUUUGUUUGUAUUAGUUUUUAUAAGACAACAUUCAAACACUUAAGAUGCUUCAUCGAGUUAAUAAAUAUUUUUUUUCUUGUUUUUUUUGUUCGUUUUGUUUUUUUUAUCGUUUGUUAAAAUAUCAAAAGUGGAUGGAAUUAUGUGAUUCUAGUUAUUACACGCACUAUUUAUGUAUAUAUAUAUAUACAUAUAUAUAAGUUAUAUAUAUAUGUCGUUCCUUGAUAAUACAAUUCAUUUGUCAUGCUGCCUGAAAAAAUUCGGACCAAAUUUCGGUUUUUUUGGGGAUCUUGAAGUUUCUCACGUGCUUGUUAAAUAUACAAAAAUAUCUGUAGAUACCUUUUGCCGUAAAAUGGUGUGUAGAUAUAAUUGUUAAAUGAAACCAUUUUUGCAAAAAAGUUACAAAAUCAGGAUUUCUCUUUGGGAGGAUGGCUGAGUGCUAAAAAUUCAAUUGAAUAUAGUUCAUUCGCUUCAUGGCACAAUAUUCAAUAAAAUAUUGUCAGCUCGAAAAUGGAUAUUCGAUUAAGAUGAAGAUUGCUGGCAGAGUGUUCACGUAAUUCGAAUCGAAAUCGAAAUCAGAAUCCAAAUCAAUGCUUCAGAGUUAUCAAUCGUAUGAGUUUCGAUAAAGGUACUGUUACUAUUUAGAAUGCUAUCUUUGUUCUUAUAAUGCUUUAUUGUAUAAUUGGUUCAAAAGUUCGCUCAGUGUAGGCAUAUGUGUGUUCCUUACUCCUUAUUCCAUUGCUGUGGGGAAAUCGGGGUCACCAAACGCAGGAAUCGGGGUCACAAGCAGUUCUCGUUUCAAAGAACUCCAAACACAUUGAAUUUCAACUAUUUUGCCAAUUAAUGAAACACAAAAAAAAAGGAUAUGUCGUUGGUUUUUUUCGGGGGUUUGCUUGGAUUUCGAGGUCACCAAACUAAUUCUAGCAAUUUUCGUAUCUAGUUUUUAACUAUCGUAAAAAAUUGCUCAAACUUUUGACUAAUUUUGGAAAAAAGCGUCCAAACAACUUAUUGAAAGCAACAUAAAGAUAUGUCUAAGGUUUUCGGGGUGUACGGCUCAACAAAUGAAUAUUGUCAAUAUUUGUUUUACUAUCCUCGUUCGCUUCUCAAAACUUGUAUAAUAUUUGUAAACGCUAAAUUGUAUAUUUUAUAAAUUAUUCAAUACGUACAUACAUAUAUGUAUGUAAAGCAUAUCAAAGCAAAACACACACACACACGCGCAUCAAAAAUAGUUGUGAGAAAUGGGGGUUUCCAAAAUCAAAUAAAUUAGUUAUAUCAUCGAUCUAAGACUAUCACAGGCGGGAGGGGGCUGGGUUCUAUCCGAAGGGUUGAUGCACAGGAGUAACCUGCUCUGAUCUCGGGGACAUACUCGUAUAUGGGGUGCUGACACAGGGUAUAUAUCAUGUCUACCAUAUCCGAAUAUACGCAUAUGUAUCUGAGUUGUGUUCGAGUUAGAGUUUGAGUUGAGUUUGAGUACGAGUUUGAGUUUGAGUACGAGUUUGAGUUUGAGUUGAGUGUGUGGCAUGCAAGAGUUCUUACUUAUCGUUCGUUAAAUAGUCUGCCGUUUGCGAGUAAAAUGGUAAAAGGUGUAAAAAGCCUAAGGAGUACAGUCAGCAAAAAUGGUAUAAGUUGGUUUCUGUAGUUCACAUAGUAAUAAGUAUGUAAAUAGUUUAAAUCUGCGCCUUCCCGUUCGCUAAAUACUAUAUAUAUAUAUAUGUAUAUAUGUAUGUGUAUAUUAUUAAGUGUGUAAAGUUUGCCUAACACAAAUCAGAGUCGAUUGAAAAGGUCACAAGGGUCAGAUGUGGAUAGACGAACAAUUAGCUUGGUUCUAGAGGAACAUUUACAUAUGCUUUUGCCUUUAUCUUUGCCUUCGUUUAAUUAAAUCGCAUUAAUCAUUAUUGGUGUUUGCCCUUAACCCUUGUGCUACAAACUAAACGCUGCCCUACAAAAGAAACGAAGAUACAAAUACACAUGUCUCUUGUAAAUUUGUUUAAAUCAUUUGUGUUUUGGUGUUGUCCUUAGUUUCGCUUCCAUUUUAAUUUCAAUUUCCGUUUCCGGUUUUCUUCCUUUUCUUUGUUUUUUGGUAAAAUUCCAUUUGUUCGAGUUGCAAUAUACACAGUGGCUACAUUUUUGGCGCCCACUGUCCAUAUGAAAUAUAUAUGUGUAUAUAUAUUCGCUUAGUAAAUUUUAAGUUAAUUCAAUUUUUACUUCUGAGGCAGCUUUUUUAGUGUUUUGUUUGUUUUUCGGUCGUCCGUUCUCAAAGGAAAUUCAAAAAUCCUUGUUGAAUAGUACUGAGUAAACAUAUAUCGCUUCGAACCGCUCGAAAAAAUGUUUGCUGUGCCUUAAGUUUGCUCAUUUCUUACAUCGUUUCUUAUUUUGUUUUUUUUUUUUUUUUGUUCGUUUUUGUUUUUUAUUGUAUUGCACUCUGUAUGUUUUUAGUUUCAUUAAAAUGCCCAACAAUUGUAUUUUGUUAUCGCUUUGGUUGCUUAAAGGGAGAUUGUUUUGUUUGGUUUGUUAUGCUUUCGUUUUUAACUAUACAACAUCAAAAAUAACUCACAUAAAAUUCAUUCAACAUCUUAUCGUUUAGGCUAAUUUACACAUGUAUAUGUCAUGUAUAUAUCAUGUAUAUAAGGUGUAUAUAAUUCAUAAAACAUUCUAAUGGUAAUAUGUUUGUAAGUUUUGCGUUUCCUUCGUCGUCGAACUGCUGGAAAACCGUGUUUUACAUUUUCAUAUUUCAUACCCUUCAUACAUUUCAUACUUUUCAUCGAUUCAUCAAUUGAUUUUCAUCAAGAUCCGUAGUCGUAGUCCUAUAUAGGUAGUAUAUGUAUAAAUAUCGUUAUUCGUUAUCGUUAUCGUACUCGUAAUCGUAAUGCAAUACAAUAAGUUGACUGUAUAUUUGGUGCCCAAAAAUAUUGUUGUGUUCCUGCACUCGACCCCAAAAAUGUUUCCCUCUAUUUUUCUGCACACUCUGCUUAGCUUACAAAAUAUCUGCUUAUGGAUUACAAAUCGUAUCUGGUUUUUGGUUUUCGACUUUUCCACUAUUCAUUUUACAUUGUUUAAUUCGCAUUAUUCAUUCGCAAUCGCAUUCGCAUUUGCAUUUGCAUUUGCAUUUUUGUUUAAAGCCAUUUGACAACACAGGGAAUUUGUUCGUUUUUUUAGGUUUAUUGGGUUUGCAUUGCGUUUGCUUGAAAUGUCGAUUAUUUGUUCUCUAUGGGAAUAGGGACUGGAUAUAAACUAUGCGUAUUUUGUAUUUGGAUUGGGUUGCUAGCACACCUCGUUCUUUGGUUUCUUCCUUACAUCGUUGUCUGAUUUAUCUGUCUUAGUGGUGUGGCAAAGUUUCUUGCAGUGUAGCUCGCUCCGAUCUGGAUUCUCCUGCCAUCUAAAUUGGUAUCUAUACACUAAUAUAUAUACUCGUAUGUUACUUAAAAAUUUGCCAAGGCGCGGAAAAGUUUUCGGUUUCUAUUGGUUUUUUUUUUUGUUUUUGUUUUUGUUUUGGUCAUAUCUUAAUUCGAAUAUACAUGUAUAUAUAUAUAAUUUGUUAUUAUUAUCGAGCUAUGUAUAAUUGUGUUGUUUAUUGUUAAUUGUGUAAAUUUUGUUUUCCAUAAUAUUCGCUACACAUAAAAAUGUUGGUUUCAUUUGCUUCAUUUCUUCGGCUUCUCGAACGCCUCCGUAGUUCUGCACUUUUUUUUUUGAACAACCCCAGAGACAAUUUAUUUGAAUCGGCAUUACUUGCUAUGUUAUUAUUGCUCUAUGGUUCUAAGACUAGUACUUAUAUCGGAUAUAUCGGUAUACCCGUAUAUCGGUAUGCCAUCUUGUUUCGCUUGAUUUCGCUACUAGUUAGUGUUAGUUUGUUAAUUUGUUAAUUUAAGUUGUUUGGUUUCGUUUGCGCUGAGAGAAAUUAGGAAGUUGGUUUUUCAUGUUCAUUAGCUUAGUUUCUGGUUUCCUUGUUGUUCGGCUUUUGGUUUUUUGUUUGGUUUUUCGGUUUUAAAAUUCUAGAAAAAUAAAAGCUUUCUAAUUGCUUCUGUUUUCAUAUGGUAUCCUGCCGCUUAGCUCCCUCGCAUAUCCUUUUUCCCGAUCCUAGCUUCCUUCUGGCCCAAAACACGAAAAGCUUUUAUUCGUUAUCGUUAUCGUUUUCGUUUUUGUAUUGCAAUUUGUUGUUACUAACUUGGUUUUGGUUUUCGUUUUGUUUUUGUUUUCGGUUUUGUUUUUGGUUUUGGUUUUGGUUUUGGUUCGCUAUAAACUAGUAAAUAUGCAUGUAUAUAAUUUUUGUAUCCAUUAUUUGGUUUUGUCGGUUGUCAAAAAAGGACUCACUAAAUGUUACAGCACAUCAAUAAACAAUUUUUCCACUAUCCUUAUCGUUUCUCAUUUGUCUAUCAUGGAUCAUGGCACUAUAGUUUUAGUUUCUGUGUGAUGUUUCCUCUAUAAGACAUAUGCGCUUAGAUAUAUAUUCAAAAACACUACACGCCCAUUCGCACGCACCAAACACACACUGACAAAAAAUGGUGAGCAACAAUCGAUCGAAGUAAACCAUAUUGGUGUGUAAAAACGAAAUCGAAAAACCAAUCCCUAUUAUGGUGUAUAAAUAUCGGCAUAGUGUGUAAACAUUAUGCAAAAAACUCACUUUCUCAAACUCAUUUUCUUAUUUUCUUAUUUUGUUUUUGGUUUUCUUCUUCUUUUUUUUCGUUCGUUUGGUUUUUUGGUAGCAUAGUGUAAAUAAUUCCCAGUGAUAUGUACGCAAAUUUAACACAACAACUCGACCAGGGAGUUUUUUUUUUUUUACAUCGUUAGCCUCUCUUGUGGUUUUUGUCAUUUGUUUUUUGUUAGGAUUCUACACAUUUUCUAAACAUUAAGAUCAAGCGAAAAGCAUUAAAUGGUCGAUGACUUAAAUGCAAUAUCUGAACAGAGAUUUGUUAGGCAAGAGAUAUAUGUAUGUAAAUGCUUAAAAGUUAAAUGAAAAAUCAAGGACUAAAUGUUCAGUAUAUUGUUUCAUAAAUUCUUUUUGGCUCGCUUUUAUUUCUGGAGUUUUACAAAGUAAUAAGGGGCGUACAAAUUUCCAGAUUUUCACAUUAAAUUACUUUUCAAUCCCUGGUUUUUCUAUAUUUUAAUUUACCUACAUAUUAAUAUAUCGUUCACAUAAUUCACAUAAGCUGAACACAACUCAAUUUUAUCAACAAUUGUUUCGUGAGUGUUAAGUUGUUACACAGAAAUGCUAAGAUGCUAAAGUGAAAUUAUAGUAACUAAAGCGUAGAAAUACAUAAAUAAUGUUGUAGUACAUAAAUAGUAAAUCAUAAACUUGAGGAACUUGUUUUCUCAUUUCAUAGCAGGCAAAUCAAAUAGUUACUUAGUUUAUUAGUUCUUUAGUUCUUUUCGUGGUUUUUAGUAUUAGUAUAAGGUAAAAUGUUUUACUUUGUCGAACAAAUUGCUAGAUCGAUUUUAAACGUGUUUAAUUGAUUUGCUUGCUUUUAGAUUCGAGUUUUUCAUUAUUAUUCUGCUGUUCUUCCAUUUUUCGAUAAUAUUUGGUUUUUUUGCUUUUCGUAUUUUGUUUUUAUCAUUUAGUUUUUAGUUUUUAGUUUGUCGUGUGUGUAUUGUAAACUUGCUUUUGAUUACAUAUUGGUUGUGGUUGCUGUUGGUUUUCGUUCAGUUUCCAUCGCUUAAUGUUAUUUAUGAUUUAUCCAUAUAAUAUAUAAUUCUUUUUGUUUUGGUAAUUGAUUGCUUGUCGUUUAGUGUUUCAUUUUUUUGUUAUUUCUUAUCAACUUGACAUGUGAUCUUCGUUCUACGCCCGCAAAUAAAUCCCAAAAAAGUGUUCUGCUUUCAUUUAAAAAGUGUUGUUUUUGGUUUUUUAUGUUUUUUGGUUUUGACCUACUGGAAGCCGAGUUACAUAACUCCACUCGGUUUCAACUAACUUUACCUCGAAUUUCGGUUUCCCAUCGAUUCCGUUUUGUUUGUCUAUAAUAAGGCGAAAAAUAUCAUCAAAAAAUUGACGUACACUAGAUUGUAUUUCUGUUGUUCAUUUUUCAUUUAUCAUUUUGUUUUUUUUCUAUCAAUUAUUGUUUUACAUAUAUGUAAGUAUAUGUACGCAUGUAUAAAUAAUUUAGUAAAUUUGUUUUGUUUUUGGUUUCUUGUUUUUCGUUUUUGUUUUUGUUUUUGUUUUCCUCGAACGUCUCCGCCUUUUGAAUUGGGGACUGUCUAUAUAGGUUGAGUUCCUUAACUUGAAUGAGUUCUCUGGAGCAGAGGCCCUUACAAAAUGUACUUCGCUUUAAAUAAAAUACGUAAUAUAUUUGUUUUGUUUUGUUUUGUUUUGUUGUUGGUUUUGUAUAUGUCUGCUUGUAUAUGUAUAUAUAGAUAUAUGUCUUGUUAUACAUUUAUAUUAAAAUAAUUUGAUGUAUAAAGCGUUUGUUUGGGUUCUUUUUUAUCCUUGUGGUUUUUCUUUUUCAUGCUUUUUUCAUACUUUCAUUACCUUCGAUUUAUGUUACUUGUGGCUCUUGUCUCGGAAUUGAACUAAAUGCAAGUAUGAUACACGUCGAAUUAACAAUUACUGAACUGGGCAAACCAUGAGGGGCGGGGUGGGGUGUUUGCUGGUGUUUGCUGGUGUUUGAAGGUGCCUGUGGGUGGUGACUGAUGGCGGGGUGGAGUGGGUGGUGUUGGAGCAGGAGGCGUUGUGUGCUCGUGUUUGUGUGUGUGUGUGUGUUUAGCUAAGCCUUCGUGACCUUGACUCAUUUGAUUGUAAACAUAUACUCGAAUCUACACAUCUGCACGCUCAAUAUGUAUAUGUAUAUAUGUUUAGUGGUUUAUGCCUUAUAUCCGCACGAAGUUCGUUUGGUUUUACUCUUUUGUUUGUAUUAAGCGUCGCAUCGAGGAACAAAUUAUCCAACAAAUCCAGCUUCAAAUACUUCGAUAUACAUACAUAAUCGUUAAUUGUUUAUCGGUUAUCGUGAAUCUUGAAUCUUGAAUCCUUAGCAAUUAGUUUUUACAUUUACUGGCUUGUCUUUUGAGCAAAAGUCUCAAAAAUAUCUCCCUUUUGUUUUUGCAAUUCAUUUCGUUUAUUUUGACCACAAAAAAAUAACAAAAUUAAUACACUUGACCAAACUAAUAAAAUAAUUAUCGUAAAAAUAAGGUGGACAAUAUUCAAUAUGCUACCAUUUUAAUAAAUCUAAAUGGUUCUCCGCUCUUCGAAUUUUCCACAUCGAUUGUAUAAAAAAUCUUUGGCAGCAUCUUUAUUAAAAGGUUCGUCCUUCAUUCGCUUGAUUUCUCGAUUUGAUCUCGCCAAUUCUCGACAAUACAUAUAGAAUUCAUUAUAAUAAUAAAAAUAAUAAUAAUAAUAAUCAAAAAAAUAGUAAUAGUAAUAGUAAUAAUAUGCGUGUGUCGAUUGGGAAUAAACAUAACUAUAUCGAGAGUGAUUGAGAAACAUGUGUGGUGUCCUUGUUGUCUGUGUAAAUUUGGAUAUUUCCUAAUUAGUUGUACACGCUUUACUUUCGUUUUACUUUCGUUUUACUUUCGUUUUACUUUCGCUGAGUUACAAUAAAGUGAAGUAAAACCAUAAAGUACGGGGAAGUCGAAUCGAAAGUUAGUGUACAUAUAUAUUGGAUACAAGUGUAGAUAAACUAUUGAUGUAUAGAGUUGAGGUGGAAAGCUUUCACUUUGUCACAUUUUUCAGCGUAGGCAACUAAGAAAAUUCUUCUCUCACUUCUCACUUUCUCAUCGCUUUUCAUCGUACAUUUGUGGUUUUUAUUGCUUUUAUGCAGCUUCGGCAUUGAAAACUAGAGCGCAGUGGGUAGCGGGGGGGCGGAGAAGGGGGUGGGAGGGCGGCCUUGGUCAAUUUGUGUCAGUCGGUGUUAUUUGUUAAAUGGUAAUUGUUAAAUGUAUUUGUUAAUUGUUAAAAUUUAAAUGGCAAUAUGUCCAAAUCUGCGUCCAAUCCCUUUAGUUAUAAUUACUAUUGCUUCGGUUUGGGUUUCGCUUCCAUUCAAUUCGAUUUGGGCUGGUAAUUAGUAGUAAGUAAUUAGUAAUUGGUAAUUAAUAAUUAGUAAUUAGUAUUUGUCGCUGACUAGUGGUAGUACCGCCCCUCUCCUGGCCACGCCCCCCUUCUGGGCCAUUCGCUAAUCGUACAUAACUGUAUACAUAAUACGAAUAUAUACAGGUGUGUAAAUAUAUGUAUAUAUGUAUAUAUAUAUAUAUAUAUGUAUGUAUAUAUUUUCGCUAGAAAUCCUAUAGUUUAUACGUAGUUAGUAAAAUGUUAUCGUCGUUAAGUUGCGUAAUCUCAACUAAAUUGUAAAUUUGAUUUAAACUUAAGCACAUUUAUGUUUAUUUGGUUUUUCACUUUUAAAAUUUGUAUGCCAUAGGAAAUAAAUUUGUUGUUUUCGUCGUUUUGUGUGUUUGGUGUGGAAAAGUUGUUUGUUUUCUUCUUUGUUUUUUGUAUUUUUUUUUUGUUGUUUUUCUACUCAAACGCAUCGCAUAAAAAUCAUAUACAAUUUUACUUAAUAUCAUUUGCUUAUUCAACCUAAAACUUAAGUUAAAAUUCAUAAUUCAUAAUUUAUAAUUUUCGUUAAAGCAACAAUUGACUUUUUCCAUUUUGUGGUUGUUCAACAAAGAGAGAGAAAUAAAAAUAAAACACAAAAUUAAUAUAGUAAAUGUAACCUCUUUAUGUUGUGAUCGUUUAGUUUAUAAAAUAAAAGCGUGUGGAAUUACAAUUUCAUUUGAGGGCUUUCCAUAAAAACUAUAAACAAAUGUAAAAUGGUAUUUUUAUUGGUUUUGUUUCGUAAUGUUGUUUUGUAUUUCUAUAACAGUUUUCGAGUUUGGUUUUCUUGAUUAGGUUUUUACAGAAAUCCCGAAAUUCCGAAAUUCCAGAAUUCAGAAAUUCCGAAAUUUUAUUGACUAAGACAAAAACAAAGACAGAGAAUUGGGAAACAUGAAAUUUAAAUCGUAAUUAGAAACAAUCAAGUAGCUUGCAGCACAGUGAAGUAACAAGUUAAGGGUAAAAAAGUAAAAGGUAAAAAUACAAAUACAUAUACAAAUACGAUUAGGAUUAAAAACAAUUCUUUUGGUAUACUUUGCAUUUGAGUGUUUCCAUUGUCUUUAGCAAAAUGUUUCAUCUUAAUACUUCCGUAGUUAAUGCAGCGCGACCAAAUUAAAAGUAUUUAUGCGAAAAUGGAAAGGAAGUUCAGGUGGUUUAAGGAAAGUUGGACCGAAAUCCUGGCGAUUUCGCGGUAAAUUCAAUUCAAUAAUAUAACAUUUGCUUUGGGGGGCCUAAGUUGUAAUAAACGAAAUGCGAAAACGUAAUUAAAUUAAAAAUUAUAUAUUUCAACAGCCAAAUUGUUUCACAAUAAAAUUGCAUUUUUUACCCUCUCUCUUUCUCUCUCUCUCUCUAUCUAUUCAUCUCUCUCUCUUUCGAUCUUGCUCACUAUCCUUUUCAAUUUGAAAGAUCCUCUCAUCUACCAUCAACAACUUUGGGGUACAUAGUGUUAAAUAUAAUGUGUAUAGUAAAAUGGUCAUAAUUUCAGUGGUAUAACAUAAACAGAAGCGUUUCACAAUGGUUUUCGCAGUUGUUGUUAUUCAUAUAGAAUACACUAAGUCAUAAUCAUGUAUACAGAAUUGUGUGUGUAGCCUCACAAUGUAACAACGUAAAAACUAAACAAUAAUAAUAAUCGUAAUGACAAUAGUAAAUGAUUAUCAAGCAAAUGGUAGGACUUACGCAAUCUCCCAUGGGUCCAUUUGCUUGGUAUUUAGUACAACUCAACAUUUAACAUAAACCAAACGCGUUUUUUGUAUGCCUUUGUGUCGUGUGUGGUUGUUUAAACUAGGCUUAUAAAACUAGCAAUUAAAAUUAGAAAAAUGACAAGAUUUAAAACAGUUUUCUUCGCUCCGCGCCGCAUUGUGGUACACAAAUGCAAAUGAUGGGGGUCUAACAUAACUUGCUGCUGUUUAAAACAUUAAAAAAGGAAUCGAAUAGUUUCGAACACAACUAACAGGAUAUCAUAUUGUUCACAAUACAAAGGAUUCGUUUCGUUGUUAUGCAUAAUGCGUGGGUGAGUAUGGGUGUGUAUAUGUUUGUGUUUGUGGGUGUGUGUGUGUGUGUGUGUGUGUUAAUGUAGAUGUACAUGUAGAUGUUGAUAUAUAAUAAAUGUGGUUGUUACAGCCUAUAAAAAAUAAGUUGCUUGCUUCGCUUUGCUUUCUCGCCCAACUUCGUCUAAAUAAAUCGCCACUUGUUGUUCUCUACCUAUCGCCUCUCACAUGAUAAAAUUCACACAAUUAAAAAAUGUUAUUUUGUAUAUAGAUAAAUAAUAAUGUCUUGGGAGUAAACCAGCCUUAUAUUGUAUUACAACGGGAAAGAAAUGUUGCAUGUAUCCGUACAUAUAUAUCAUCUUAAAUGGUUGUCUAUAUCUUCUAUAUAAAUCGUGAGUGUUUCGGGUGUUGUUUUUGUUUUGUUUUUGUGGUGUAUGUGAGUGUGUGUAUUCACGUGUGUGUACAUAUGUCGAUUACAUGCGCACGUGUAUUGCAUUUGUUGUUUGUAUAUAAGCAAAAGGAAUAUCGUUUGUUUUUUGUGUUUUUGCUUCUUUAACAAUGUAUAUAAGAACUUAACAGAUACGUUUAUCUCUGCUCUGUAGGUUUUCUUAAACGCUUUCUUGUUGCUGUUGCUGUUUCAGUUUCUGUUGUUGUUUUGGUUUUUGUUGUCUCUGAUUUAUUAGUUAUUAUAGAUAGUUGUUGGCCUAAUGCGAUCUGCAUUCGUUUUGUUUGGUUUGUUAGCUUACAGAUUAAUUUGUAUGUUGAGUUGUUGUCUGUAGUUCAUGUCGGAUCUCUGGCGUGAAGAACGUACUUAGUUGAUACAUAUCGAAUGUAUUCUCUGGAUCUCUAGAUCUCUGGAUCUAUGGAUCUCUGGGUCUCUGGGUAUCAUAUAUGUCGUGUGUUGUGGUGUGGUGUGUGUUGCCUCCAUUCGUCCCGUCAUCCUCCGUCCUCGCUAUCCCUAUAUGUCUAACUCCCUACUCUCCUCGUUCUGCUUUGUAUAUUAUAUGGCAAAGUCAUAUAGUCAUAGGAUUUCACAUAUAUGUUUAAGAUAUAUAUA
Messenger RNA from Drosophila yakuba, 17914 nucleotides. RefSeq lists its product as uncharacterized. NCBI's taxonomy places the organism in Eukaryota, Metazoa, Arthropoda, Insecta, Diptera, Drosophilidae. The coding region runs from base 9 to 794 and encodes 261 amino acids. The record is from RefSeq and is a predicted model, not a curated record. The transcript is spliced from 2 exons.